This is a messenger RNA of Pipistrellus kuhlii (Kuhl's pipistrelle), 3708 nucleotides long. It is a transcript of the gene CD99L2, whose product is annotated as CD99 molecule like 2. The record is from RefSeq and is a predicted model, not a curated record. Bases 165 to 962 code for a protein of 265 amino acids. The transcript is spliced from 12 exons. Lineage: Eukaryota; Metazoa; Chordata; Mammalia; Chiroptera; Vespertilionidae.
GCACCGGGAGCGCGCAGCACGCUCCGGCUCUGGGCGGGUCCUGCGGUGUCGGCGAGGCUCCUCCCCCUGCUGCUCCUCCCCUCUCCCCGCUCCAUCUGGACCUACUCCUCGGGUGCUCUCCCGCAAAGUGUCCUCCUCUGGGUCCCCUCUGUCUGCUCCCAGUCAUGGUGGCCUGGCGCUCGGCGUUCCUCAUCUGCCUCGCUUUCUCCUUGGACACUCUGGUCCAGAGAGGAUCCGCAGACUUUGAUUUUGAUCUGAGUGAUGCAUUGCAGGAAACUUCCUCAGUAAAGCAGAGAUGGGACCAUGUCACUACCACAACCAAGAGACCUGGAACGACCAGAGCUCCGGCAAAGCCUGCAGGUGAUGAUUUCGACUUGGCUGAUGCUUUCGGUGAUCGUGAUGAUGGCCGCAGGAAGCCAAGUGCAGGAGGAGGAGAGAGAUGGAACCAUGUCACUACCACAACCAAGAGACCUGGAACAACCAGAGCUCCUGCAAAGCCUGCAGUUGAUGAUUUUGACUUGGCUGAUGCCUUGGAUGAUCGAAAUGAUCGAAAUGAUGGCCGUAGGAAGCCGAGUGCUGGAGGAGGAGGUUUUUCAGACAAGGAUCUCGAAGACGUAUUAGGGGGUGGUGGCUACCAACCCGACAAGGGUAGAGGUGAUGGCCGGUAUGGCACCAAUGACGACUCGGAAGCCGGAAUGUCACCAGAGACUGGCACCAUUGCCGGUGUGGCCAGUGCCCUGGCCAUGGCCUUGAUUGGCGCCGUCACCAGCUACAUCUCCUACCAGCAGAAGAAGUUCUGCUUCCGAAUCCAGCAUGCAGCAGAAGGUCAAGAGGGUCUCAAUGCAGACUACGUGAAGGGAGAGAACCUGGAAGCUGUUGUGUGUGAAGAACCUCAAGUGAAAUACUCAGAACGGCCACCACAGUCCGCAGAGCCACCGCAGCCCCAGCCGCCUCGGAUCUGAGGAUCCCUUGCAGCAGCCGCUCACAGUGGUCCUGCCACUGAGGACCAAGAUCCUUCUUUCAUUAGGACCCACAGCUGCUGUCCUGUUCCUUUGAUAUCAUUGGCUUCUCGUUGUUCUAAGUUUUUUUUUUUGGAUGAGCUCUUGGUGUUUGUGAGAUUGGUUUCUCUGCCUUGCAGACAGUGUGGGGUGCCCUCCCUGCCAAAGGUACCCUAAAAUCCAGCCUUGGGAGCUGCUGGGUCACCUACUCCCCAAAACUAGACAGUCCCAGACCUCACUGAGCUGGGGAGGGGGACCAAGCUGAGGGAGGCCAAGCAGACAAGAGAUAGACCACAGGGUAGUGUGAUUCCUGAGUUAUUACACUGACUCACUGGCGGGUUUCUGCCAAAAGGCAGCCCUGGUGUGACCUCAGAGAACUAACACAGCUAACACACAUGGUGCUUAGAGACCCUGCAAGGAACAAACGAGUGAACACCAGGUACGGGGGGGUCAUUUCUGUCCUUUCCAAUUCCAGUUUGACACCUGCUGCUGGGCUUCCAGAGAGCUUUAUGUUUUACAUUUAUUUAAUUGCAAAAAUGCAUGGCAUGCUAGCCCUGCCCUCAGAGUUUAGGAAUUUUCUAGACAAGUAGAAGCUGUGACUCUCAGGUCUAAUUCCCUUCUGAUUCCACAGGGGAUUGGACGUGGUCUCCAGGCUGACAUGAUUAGUUUUUAGGAAUCAUUUAUGUACUAGAAAUGCAUUUAUCCCCCUCCCUCUUGUGUCCUUAUUUGGUAGCAAAAGCUAGACAUCAAGAAUGAGUAUCAAAGCCAGAAGCAUGCUUGUUUGCUUAGAAAUAUAUUUGAGGGAAAGGGGAGGGGAGGGGAGGGAAAGGAUGUUUGCUUGGUUUAACGACAUAUGCCUGCCUUGGCAAGUUUAUAGAUAUACUGCCUGGCCUGCUGAUGAUGAGCACUGGGGGCCUGCUCACUGCGGGAAACACCAGAACCUGAGGACUGGCUCCUCACUUGACCUGGCACUAUCUUGUUUGGGCUGGAGCAGAGCUGACUUCCUGGAAUGUUCUUUUUGGCCUGUUUCUGGGAACUCUGCUGUUAGAAGCUGAGCUAGAAUGUGGAGUCACCGUCUACUGAUUAUGAGUUGGGAGUGUCAAAAGUCACUCCCUGAAAGCAUAAUGAAGGUCAGCAGGAAGGUGGGCUCCUAUGUACACAAGUUCAUGUGCCUCUGCCCUGCACGGGAGGCCCCACCAGUCUCCCAGGCUCUAUGUUAGCUCCUUGUCUGCUGAGCUGAGAGCCAACUCCAACUUAAAGAAACAGUUGAAACCUGAACAGACCCCAUAGGUUAUCUAAUGGAUGCCCCAUGUGUUCAUUUAUGCACUUGUUUUAAAAACAUACUCCGUUGUGUGAUGGUAAUCAGUUCGGUUGGAUUGUGUGGCUCAGUGCUGCCCUUCAGAUCCAUUCCCAAUGCAGGCCUGUGGGUCCUAAAAUGCCUUCUGUGUCGGGGUACCUCCCAUUCAGCCAGGAGUGUGUGUCUUUGAUGGGGUGUGGAGCAUAGGACAUUGAAAGAAGGAAAAUGUGGCCUCCCCAGGUUCCAAGAGAUUGAGCAGGGGAGGCAUUGCUUGCAAGGUAUGCCCGUUUCUAACACCUCCCAGCCCUUACUAGCCAGAUUGUUGUCAACUUUGCUUGGCUUCUCCAUCCCAAUGAUGAUAAGAGCUAAUGGCCUGAACCCUGGCCAGUGCUGGGCUGGAGGCAGCUAUGAAGAAUUUUGCACCUGUGUCUUGUUGCUACAUAGAUUGGUUGACCUCAGGACCCAGGGACAGCCAGUGUCCUAAGGACAGGAGUCAGAGAGGGAUUGCGUUAGGAUGGCUGGGCACCAAGGCCCUCCUGAGGCCUUUAAAGGGGAAACAUAGGGCCAGCGUUUGCAUGCGAUUAAAUACUUCUCUACCUGCCACCGGGAACUGUGCACAUGUAUAGAGAAGUCAGCCACAGCAGCGAGUAGGAUGAGGAGCGAUUAGCCUGUGUGGCCCUUGGCAUGGUGAGGAUUGGCACCGGAAUUAGCACUGUUGGGUUUCUCCCCUUAGCUUUAACCCUAGGCUUGUGAUGGCAAAGAGCCUGCACUACUCCAUCUGGGCUGAGAAGUAAACACACUCAGUAAAGCCACAUUCUGAGCAGCACUGACUUCAGUUGCCAAACCCAUUUUGUUCCUUCCUAGCUCUCUGGGUGCCUUCUGCAGAAGGCGUGCUCAGACUCUCUCCUAGUGGCUGGCCAAGCCUGGAAAAUCACUCAGCCACCCAUUUGCCGAGCUGUCAUCCCAGGGGGAGUACUGAUACCUGCAGAAGCCUACAGGGCUUUUGUAACUUUGUGAUUAUCUGCAAGUUGCAUUGGCUGGUGUAGGCCUCUCUCAGGUGAUAAGGGAGACACAGUGAGUGAAUUAGAAGGGCCAGUUGAAAGGAGCCAGUCCUUAUCAGCUUAACGUGGUGGGCAGGUUGGGGGAAGCGGGGGAGGAGAGCUGGCUCAGUGUUAAUAACUGAGCCCGUGGAGGAAGGAGACAUGGCAGCUUUGUGGGGUGGAAUACCCUCUCAGGUCAGACCCACAGAACAGUGCCAGUCCACUGCCUUGGCUACUUGGCUUGGGCGUUAGUACCAGUUCUCGGAGGAAGAAGAAAUAGAGACUGAUCGAGUCCCCAGUACUUUUUAUGUGCUUGUAUUUAAGUGUGAAUUGUAAACUGUCUCGUCUUUGCAUUAAAUAAAAUGGAACCUAA